ACCUCAGCGAGCACUUUUCCUCCCCUCAGCGGCGGCGGGCGAGCGGCCUGUCACAUCUGAGGCGGCGAUGGCGGGCAGGGGCGGCGGCGGCGGUCUAUUGCCCUUAGCUUUAUCCUCAUUCUUCUUCUUAUUUUUGUUGUGGCGGCGCGGGGCGGAGGCGGCACACAUUAAGAAAGCGGAGGCGGCGGCCUCCACGGAGCCCUCGGCUGCCGGCGGGGCGGUGACGCGCUACCUGGACGAAGCGGAGCUGGGGGCGUCGCUGCGUCGCUUGGCGGAGGACGAGGCCCCUCGCGGCUUGGCCAGGCUCUUCUCCAUCGGCCGCUCGGGCGAAGGCCGGGAGCUGUGGGUGCUGCGCCUCAGCGCCGACCUGCCGGAGCCCGGCGGCGGGAGCGGCGACGUCGGGGACCCGGUGGGCGGACCCCCCAUCCCGGGCCGCCCGCAAGUCAAGCUGGUGGCCAACAUGCACGGCGACGAGGCCCUGGGCAGGGCCCUGGUGGUCCGCCUGGCCCGCGAGCUGGUUGCGGGGUGGCUGCGCGGGGAGCCCCGGGCGCAGCGCCUCCUCAACGGCACCGACCUCUACCUCAUGCCCAGCCUCAAUCCGGACGGCUUCGCCCGCGCCGAGGAGGGCGACUGCGGCGCCCAGCAGGACCUCUCCGGGAGGGAGAACGCCAGGGGGAAAGACCUCAACCGCAGCUUCCCGGACCAGUUCGGGGCAGCCCAGCCGGACCUGGCCAACGUCCCCGAAGUGCGCGCCCUCAUGGAGUGGAUGCGGCGCAACCGGUGAGGGGGAGGCGGGGCUCGGUCGCAGGGGGCGGGGCUCGUGGCGCAGGGCGGGUCAGGCGGCUCCUGGGAGGCGGGGCUUUCUCGUGCUAAAUGAGUUGAUGUUCUGUUCGUGGGCGUGGCUUCAUUCGAACCGGGGCGGGGUCUCGUGCUGGGGCGGGGCUCAUGUUGCAGGGUGGGCUAGGCUUAUCUGGAGAGUAGGGCUUAAUCCUGUGGAAUAUGUUGAGGCAUUAUUAGCAUCCGUUAGUCACUUAUUAAUGACUUCUAAUUUUUAAUGCGAAAUUAAAACAUGGGGAUUCUCUGUUUUGGGGUGGGACCUCUGCCAUGGGCAUAGCCAGGAUUUAUGCUAGGGGUGCAGUUGCCCUCCCCCUUGGCUACGCCCAUGGGUUGUCCUAGAUACUUCAAUCUUUUGCUGGGCUGGGGUGGAGCCUAUUGUAUGUUGACAGGUGAUUUGGGGUGGGUUCUUAUUUAUUAGGCAGAACCAAGUGUCUCUUGGUGGGUGUGCUUUGCAUGGGGACAGGGUCUCCGUUCUGUAUGGAUCAGGCUUCUUUUCGGCAGGUUGGAAGGGACCGCAAGGGCCAUCUCGUCCAAUUUCCUGCAAAGCAGGAUUUUUUUUGCCCAACAUAGUACUCUUACCCACAAGCUUGAGAUUAAGAGUCUCGUCCUCUACCGACUAAACUAUCCUGCGGGCCCUUAUUGGUUGGCAGGGCUCAUUUGUGGUGGGAGGGCGCCAGCUUUAUGUGGUUGGGUGCAGCUUGCUUCUCUGGAAUUGUAGAGUUGUAGAGUUGGUCAUAGAAUUGUAGAGUUGGAAGGGACCCUUAGGGUCAUCCGGUCCAACCCCCUGCAGUGCCAGAAUCUCAGCUGAUUUAACUGGUAAAGUUCUGUAGAAUGUGUUACGGGGUGUGAAAACAAUCAGUAUCCAAGGAUCCCCAGGCAUGUACCUGCAGAUGAUGGAGAUGUCAGGCAUCUUCACUUGGUUGUAGGUGGUCAAAAGCCGGUGAAAAAUGUGCCUGGCUCCUGGCGAAUUUUGAAUGCUGUGACAGAUGGCCAUCCAAAAUCUGUUUAAAACCUCCAAGGAAGGAGAGUCCACCACCUCUCAUGGGAGUCUGUUUGUACAGCUCUUUCUGUCAGAAAGUUAUUCCUGAUAUUUAGUCGUAAACUCCUUUCUUGUAACUUGAAUCCAUUGGUUUGGAUCCCAGCCUCCAGAGCAGGGGAAAACAAGCUUGCUCCAUCUUCCAAGUUACAACCCUUUAGAUAUUUGAAGAUGUCUUUCAUAUUUCCUCUGUCUCCUCUUUACCAGACUAAACAUGCCCAAUUCCCUCAAUUCCUCAUAAGGCUUGGUUUCCACCCUUGAUCAUCUUGGUUGCCCUCCUCUGCACAUAUUUCAGCUCGUCAAUAUCCUUGAAUUGUGGUGCCCACCUCCAGGUGGGCCUGGGACCAAAACAAGACAGAAUACAGCGGGAUUAUUACUUCCCUUGAUCUGGACAUGAGACUUCUGUUGAUGCAGCCUAGAGUAACCUAAGUUCUUUUUAUUGCUGCAUGACACUGUUGACUCAUGUUCAGCUUGUGGUUUAUUAACACCCCUAGAUCCUUUUCACAUGUACUGCUGGCAAUUCACGCAGCUCCUGUGUUAUAUUUGUGCUGCUGGUUCUUCCUGCCUAAGUGUAGAAUCUUACAUGAUGCUUGGCAGGCCAGGCUUUUCCUUGGGGGCCAGGUCUAAUAGUGCUGAGCCACUUGAGCUUUCAUUGGUUGGCAGAGCUUCUUAGCUUAGGUGGUGGGAUCCCUACUGGGUGUUUCAGUCAGGGCUGGGCCUCAUCAUAUGCUGUCUAUGUUAUUUGGGGGUGCAGUGGAAGGUUUUAAGAGGUCCAUGGGUGGCAGUUGUUCUGUACUGGGUUGGGGACACUGGAUAAUUGGAUGUCUUGGCUUGUCCCUUUUUGAAGCCCAGGAGCUAGCUUAUUUUCUCAUGUGGGGAUGGAAGUAUUUUCUACAUUUUUGGCUGGAAACCAAAAAUCAGGAGGCAAAGCCUCAACUAGAUACUAGGGAUGAAAACAUUUAUUGAAAACUGAAAUUGUAUUUUGGUUUAUUGCCACACCAUUGCUGUUUUUCACACAAAAGAGUAAAUGUGGGAGAAAAUGUCAUGACCCAAAGAAGGUGACAUGCCAAAAUGUGUUGGGCAACUGUAAUUUUCCUCUCUUCAUUCCUGGCAUCCUCUUGAGGCUCAGGUGCUGUGUUGGUUAUUUUCCAGUUCCCUUGGUGCUAUCUGCUCUUAAUCCCCUUCCCUAUGUCACAAAGUGGAUUAAAGAAAUAAAAACAUAAUACUGUACUAUCAAAAAGAAACCAACAUAACAACUAAAUUAAGUUACAGAAACACCAGCAGUUAAACACAUUUCCAUCACCUGGUACUUAAAAACUGAGGUGAGACACCUUAACUAAGCCAGAUGGGACUCCUGGGAAGUAAGUUCCUUCGUGCUGUCAUGGAGAUAGCCUGGUCCUGUUUUAUGUCACCACCCUUAACAACUCUUAUGAUGAUUCUCAGUAUAGGUGGUCUUUUGUGGAUGAAGCCAGUUUCCAGGUGGCCUUCAUUGUUGUAAAGAACUGGGUAGGAGAUCUGGAGUGUGUAGUUAGAAAAGCCAUGGAGAGAGGAUUUUACCCUUGAAGAAGUAUCUGUGGUUAUGAUGGGACUUUAAAACAAUUUUUGAUUCUGAAGGUCCAAGGGAUUGCACAUUUUUGAUACAGUCGUAUCUUGGUUCUCGAAUGUAAUCCAUUCCGGAAGUCUGUUCAACUUCCGAAAAUUUUUGAAAACCAAGCCGCAGCUUCCAGUUGGCUGCGGGAGCUUCCUGCACUCAAGUGGAAGCCACGUCAGACGUUCGGCUUCCAAAAAAAAGUUUGAAAACCAGAACACUUACUUCCGGGUUUUCAGCGUUUGGGAGCCAAAACAUACGAGUACCAAGGCAUUUGAGAACCAAGGUACAACUGUACUGUGAGUGGUUAGGAUUUCUGGGCUGGUUGGGGGGUAGUUAUGGUUGGAGAAGAUGCUGUUUGUAUGGCUUGUCCCCUUUGCACAGGAACAUAUUGGCUACUGAGAGAACUGGGUUUGCUUGUGGCAAAAACAUGGUAAGAAGCAGUGUUGCCUUUGGUCACUGCAAAAUACUAUUCUUCCAAACUUGAAAUUUAUUAUCAUGCAGUGAUCUUGAUGUUCUGUUGAUGUUCUUCUGCCCGAAUGAAAACAAGAGCCCAAUAAGGAUUUGCGAAUGUGCUUGUUGCCGUUCUAAUGUACAAAAUCUGACUUCUUAUGUUGGGUGUCUCAAGAUCUUCCAUGUGACAAUGCACAUUCAAAUCUACAUUCUCUCAGCUCUAUCUGUUUAAAAUUGCCUCAGAUUAAAAUAACAGAAGCUGCUAAAGCUGGCUAAACAAGGCAGUCCUUUGUGUUGCCCUACUGCCUUGUUAUAGGGCUUAAAAAGAUUACAAUUGCAAUACUAUGUCACUGGUACAAAACCGAAUAAACAUCAAGCUUUAUGCAUGUUUUAGUUUAACAAUUUAUGAGUUGUUUUUCUUGAAUAGAAUGCAGUGCUCUGGUUGGUUCUCAGUAGUUUGUUAAAAUUGGGCUUUUCUGAUGUUGGCUGGUUUAGUAAAAUCCAAAUGCUUAAUAUCAAGUGCUUUUGGAAGGAACCCUAAGUUCCUUUAUCAGCUGAGAAGAAAGCUUAAAGACUGAUGUACAGUCACUUGUGACAGGGCUAAGGAAAUCUUUACUGUUUCCUAGGCACUUCCAUUUCCUAACUAGUCUGCAAACUUAAUUCCCAUCAGUCUGAAUCUCAAUUGGUGUUGACAAGCUUCUAGGAAUAGUCACCCUAAAAUUACUAUGCUUGUAGAUUCUGCUGCUUGUAACUUAUUUUUAUGACCUGGCUUCUUAUGUUUAGCACCCAGUUUGUUAGCCAACUUAAUUGUUGAUAAUGGUCUGAAUUGGCUUUCACCUCUAAUACUAGUUCCUUCAUUGUGAACUGUCUUUUAAAAUACGGGGGUUGGUGUGGUCCCCCCUUCUAAACGCAGCACUCUGUAAACUGCAUCACACUGACUCAGAAAUCAUCUUCUCUUGUUGACAAGUUUUUUUGCAGUUUCUAAAAAGAGCCACCAUGUUUCCUCCAAAUGUUGAUUGUGCUGCUUCAUUAAAGAAAUUUAGUGUGAUGGGAUAAAACAUGCCACAUUAACCUAAUUGCAUCUUUACCCUGCAGUUAUCUUUUCUGGUUCUGAUGACUGUUGUGCUUCUGUUGAAAACAGGUUUGUGCUUUCCGGGAACCUGCACGGGGGAUCUGUUGUUGCAAGCUAUCCAUUUGAUGACUCCGCUGUGCACAAGACCUCUGGGGUGUACAGCAAAUCUGCUGAUGAUGAGGUAUUCAGGUAUUUGGCAAAGGCUUAUGCAUCAAACCAUCCAAUAAUGAAAACCGGCACCCCAAACUGCCCUGGGGAGGAAGAAGAAACUUUCCAAGAUGGCAUCACCAAUGGUGCUCAGUGGUACGACGUGGAAGGUAGGCUGCUCAAGUGAACUACUUUACUAGUGUCUUCCAAAAGAAUAGCAUGUUGCUCUUUAUUGUCACUUUACUGCUGCUGGAAUCCUGCAGGCAGCAUCAAGGUGAUGACAUGAUUGGUGCUGUUUAUUGAUUCUUUGUGUUUGCAUUUCAUAUGUCAUUCAACAAAAGCUAUGUAAAGAAAAUGCCUGGCUCAAUUGUUGUCAAACAUUUUUUUAAGAUUUAAGCAAACUUUUAUCGCUUGCUUUGGCACAUUGCAGCUAGCUAGCUAGCUGUCUGUCUGUUGGUGUUGCCUAAUUUUGUUUUAACAGGAGAAGCCUUCUCCCAGAUUUACAAUGAAUUUAUGGAGCUCUACUGUGUGCCAUCCUUUUACUGUUGAAUAUGACCUGUAAGACGUAGGUUGAUGGGUAUAGAUACUCCAUUGGACUUGAGGCUGCUUUGCUUGAGCAUGUGGCUUUUGAGCUGCCUUUGGUACUAGAGUUGCUUGUCUGCAUUCAGAGUACUGAAUUUGUCUGUAGCUGUCAUGCAGAGCCCUCCUAAAUAUGCUGACUUGAAAGUAAGCAUUGCUGAAUUCAUUUGAACUUCACGACUAACUGGUGCCUAACUUUGCUUGUUUUCCUGUUCGGUCCCACAUUCUCUUUCCCCUUUUUUUUGUAUUUUGCCUAUUAUGCUGUAAGGCUGCAGGCAAGGAUUGUGUUUUCCUUGAUCUCUGUAAAGCUGUAAUUUGAAAAAAAAUGAGGCAUUUGAAAAAUUAAGUUCCCAAGAAAGUUUGCUUAGAAUUGCAACACGUGGUACAAAUGAAGAGAACCCAGGGGCCAAUCUUCCAAAACUUACAAUUCCUAGGUUGCAUAAAAUAACUUCACUUUUGGGGAUUUAACUCUGAUAGAAAAAAAUUAUAGGGUCCUCCUGUGGGAGUGAAAUCCAGGAUAGUAUGUUUGCCUUUAUUUCCACACCUGAUGGUGAGCUUCUGAACUUUACUGAUGGCUGAGCAUAGGAUUUACAUGGCUUUGAAAUGGUAUUUAACCUCAUCAGAAGUAAUUUGGGUCUGUCACCCACGUUAAAACACAGCUCAAAAAGUAGUAUCAGUUACAUUAGAAAGGUUUUUAUGAUAGUUUUUCCACACAGAUUUACAGUGUCAAAGCUAUGAGUGUUUACUUAAAUUUUUUUGACAUGCUAAUCAAAUUUGAAAAGCAUAUUGCACUGUUCCUUUUUAGACCCACAUUUCUUCUGGUAUUUUUUCUUACCUAAAACCAUCUGCAAAAUACUUGCAUUAAUUGCUUGUAGAUAAUCUCAUUUUUUCUUAUUUAAAGUAUUUUUGCCCCAUUCUUUAACGUAAAAGGUUUCCUGAGUGGUUGCAAAGAUCAGUAAUAAAAUAGUUCUUGUUCUCAGGCUUACAGUCUAAAAUACAUAACACAAAAGAAAUUAGGAGGGAGGAGAGAAAAAGAAACACAGACAAACGCUAGUUUUUAGUGUUCUUACAGUGGCCAGCUGGAAUGGAAGCAGUUCAAAGAGAGGAACACCAAAAGUUAUUGGUCUCUCAGUUGAGCCUAAGACAGGGGUCAGCAAUCUUUUUCAGCCGUGCGCCAGUCCACUGUCCCUCAGACUAUGUGGUGGGCCGGACUUUUUUUGGGGUGGGGAAAUGAAUGAAUUCCUAUGCCCCACAAAUAACCCAGACGUGCAUUUUAAAUAAAAGGACACAUUCUACUCAUGUGAAAACACACAGAUCCCUGGACCGUCCGCGAGCCAGAUUGAGAAGGCAAUUGAGCCGCAUCUGGCCCCUGGGCCUUAGGUUGCCUACCCCUGGCCUAAGAGGUGGCCCUCCCUCCCUUCUCUCACUUGCUGUAGCCUGAUAGAAGUUGACUUUUAAAGUCAAGCCAGAGCUCGUUAUACUUGUCCUUCCCCUGACAUUUCUUUUGGCUUGUCAAAAUUAUUUGGUCAACUAAUCACUACAAUAUUUGCUCAACAACAACAAAGAUACUUCAAACAUCAUCAGAUUUUAUGCCAAACUACCUUAAUUUUAGAAUUACAAUUGCGGUUAACAUUAAAAAUGAAAAUUAUGUGUAUUGUGAAUUAUUCAUGUCUAUAGCAACCCUGCCCAGCAUUUAACUAAUUUUGUUUUUAUAAUCAACAUAAGUAUCAGAUGUGUUGAUGGAUAAACAUCUCUCUUUUGUCCUAGUAGCAUUAAACUUUUUAGAAAUACUGGACCAGUCAUGUGAACACAUCUUAUUUUGGCUGGCCACAUGCCUAACUAACUGUUCAAAUAAAGGUUCUCCUUCAUGCUGUUUACCAGUAGUUGCCAACUCUUUUCCUGCUUCCUUUCCACUACAGACACACCCAAAUUGUGGUGGAAGCUCUGGGUUUACUAAAUCAACAGCAUUUCACAAGCCGACAGAAUGAGUGAAUGUUUGUGAAGCUGUACACUUGUCAUUUAAUUUUGAACCAGGAUAUCCUGAAGGGACUAAGUUAAUUCACUCUUCACAGUGGCAAGUUCUGCUCAAAAGUUCAGGGUUGCAUCCAAAUAAAUUUUACUCAGAAACUCAUUGAAAUUAAUGGAUGAUAAGCUAGUCAUGCUCCUUAAUUUAAAUGAGUCUGCUCUAUGUACGACUAAUGUAUGACCACCCCCACCAUUCAACCUAGACACUGAGGUCCAGCGCCAAGGGCCUUCUGGCAGUUCCCUCACUGCGAGAAACAAAGUUACAGGGAACCAGGCAGAGGGCCUUCUCGAUAGUGGCGCCCGCACUGUGGAACACCUUCCCAUCUGGUGUCAAAUGGAUAAAGAACUAUACAACUCUUCUUCUUCUUCUUCUUCUUCUUCUUCUUCUUCUUCUUCUUCUUCUUCUUCUCUUCUUUGGCGAUUACUUGUAGCCGAGUAAGAUUGUCUUCCAUAAACACGGUUUUAACAAUGAGUCCGUAAGUGACUGUGGAGGCCAAUUCCACACGUCCUUGCACAGUGGUCUCCACUUGCACCUUGGUUUCCAGGUGGGAGCUGAUCAUGGUGUGGAUUUGCCAAGCGUGCCUUCCUCCUAGCACGUUUCUCCCUUGCGUCCUGAGUUUGAAUGUCUUCAAAGCCCAUGACACCUUUGGUAAAGGCUGUUCUCCAACUAGAGCGCUCUCAGGCCAGUGUUUCCCAGUUGUCAGUGUUUAUACUACAUUUUUUUAGAUUUGCCUUGAGACAGUCUUUAAGCCUCUUUUGUUGACCACCAGCAUUACGCUUUCCAUUUUUAAGUUUGGAAUAGAGUAGUUGCUUUGGAAGACGAUCAUCAGAAGACAUCUGAAGGCAGCCCUGUUUAGGAAAGUUUUUAAUCACUUAUGUUUUAAUGUACUUUUAAUCUUUUGUUGGAAGCCGCCCAGAGUGGCUGGGGAAAAUAAAUAAAUUAUUAUUAUUAUUAAUGGUGGAUAGAACCCUCUGUUAGGUAGAAUAUAGGUUCGCCAACAGUAGCAUCCCCUGUGUGAGCUCCUGCAGGAAGCCAGUUUGAUUCCCAAGUUUGUGAGGGCUUCCUUUUUGCCAAGCAUAAGCUGCAUAACUUUCUAACCACCAGGAAAAUGUUGUCAUUUUUGUUGUUUGCAGGCUGGCCAUGACCUUCCAUGUUUUCUGGCUGAUGAGCGAUAAGGUUUGCUCUCAUCUCCUAUCCCUGAUGUAGGUUCUUUAGUUCAGAUGUGACUGCUUUAGUUUGGUUGGUUUGCCUGGUGCUGCCAUUUCACUUGCACAUUCAUCUGUGUAUUGCCUGCUUGAACUGAAGAUUAUUAUGUAUUUUUUUAGUGGCUAUCUCAAGGACCACGUAUUCUGCCUGGCUUUUAAAGAUUUGGUGAAUCAGGUUCACUUGGUUGCUAAUGUCAGGUGGUUAGUGGCCUGUGGAAAUGCCAUAGAAACAUAUUCCCUUGCAGUAUCUAACCACUAGUUAAAAAGUUUUUAUUCAUCUCCUAAACAUGCAUAGAAUCAUAUUGUUAGUGUGAUUUCAGUGGUGUUAGAACACUUUCACUGUGUGGAAAACAGGAAACUAAGCAAUGCCUUUUGGUAAGAGGUCACCACCAUGAAUGUGAUGUAAUGGGAAUUCGUAGUCUGAAGAUAAGCAACAAUUAGUGUAGAUUUUCGGAAGGGGAACAGGUUCACACUAAGGCCACUUCCUUCUUAAUUCCCUUCAGAUAUUUUUUCUGCCUUAAAAACUUGGUACUGUAUAACCCACUCAUUUUAAGUGUGCAACUGCUGAAAUAGAGCUGGCAGGAGGAGCUAAAGGCUAUCUAGGGAAAUGGCCAUUAACUGUCCAGUUAAGUUCAUCUCUUACGCACCAUACGCACCACAUUUUCUCAGAUUUGUCACUUACUAAAUGAAUUGCACACUAACCCAAAUGUUGUAACUCUUCUGAGCAGAAUCUUUCUGUUACUUGGCACUUUCAAAGGUGCAGAGUCACAUGAGCUUGGAUGGGAAGGCUUUUUUCCUUCGGUCAUAUUUCACUAACCUUGUUAACAUUCUUUUGUGUCUACCUCCCCUCCCAAGCCACAAAAAAAGCAACAAUUUUGUCUACUGAAGAGUUGCCUUUGGUCUUGAUCUGUUGCAAUCAACCUUGCGCUGCAGUUUCUGGUAAUGUGAAGAACCAGCCAGCUCAGUGUUGUGGUUGGUGAGUCAGUCUAGGACAGGGAAACCCUGGGGUCGGCCCUGUAUACCUGAAGGAGCUUCUCUACCCCCCAUCAUUCAGGUCAGACACCGAGAUCCAGCUCUGAGGGCCUUCUGGCAGUUCCCUGAUUGUGAGACGUUAGGUUACAGGGAACCAGGCAGAGGGCCUUCUCAGUAGUUGGCGCCCACCCUGUGAAACGGCCUCCUGUCAAUGUCAUUGAAAUAAACAGCUAUCUGACUUUUAGAAGACAUCUGAAGGCAGCCCUGUAUAGGGAAGUUUAUGGUAUUUGAUGUUUUACUGUGGUUUCAUAAUUUGUUGGAAGCUGCCCAGAAUGACUGGAGCAACCCAGUAAGAUGGGCGGCAUAGAAAUAAUAAUAAUAAUAAUAAUAAUAAUAAUAAUAAUUUUUCAAAUCCCUACUUUACCACAAAGCUUACUGUAGGACCUUCUCUCUUAGCCUAGCCUAUAUCACAGGGUUAUUGUAAGGAUAAAAAUGGGAUGAGGGCAAACUAUGUACACUGCCUGAAGAUCCUUGAAAUAAAGGUAUGGGAUGUUUAAUAGAAUAUUUUUUUCUCCUCCAAGGGAAUAAAGCUUGUAGCUUGCUUUCCAUAGAGCGCUGCCUUCCAAAGAGAUGCCUUGCUUGUAUAACAUGAGUAUCUUGAAGAGCAUUAUACUGUGUAACAAAUAACAGAAAGCCUUUGUCACUGUGGUACUGAAACCCAUAUAAGUUUACAUAGGCAUUUAAAGAAUGAUAUGCUGAUCUGGCCAGUGUCCCUUGGGACUUCUAAUCCUGUUUAUCACCAAGUGCUGAACUGCCGGAGGUUAAGAACACAGAAGAUCCUGUCUGAUAAAAUUGCUCUGAAAAGAAGUAAAAUGCCUUUAUUUUAUUUAUGUAUUAAUUAAAUUUGUAUAGUGCCCUUCAUCCAAAGAUCACAGGGCAAUUUACAGCAUAAUAAUACACAGAAUACAUAACCAAACCAAUAACAGCCCGCCUACAACGAACACAUUUAAAAGGCCAUAGAUUGUUUAAUCAGCCAAAGGCCUGAUUAUAGAGGAAGCAAUUUUCUCUGGUGCCUAAAGAUGUAUAAUGAAGGCACCAGGCAAGUCUACUGGGGGAGAGCAUUCCACAAAUGGGGAACCACCCUAGAAAAGGCCUGUUCUCGUAUUGCCAGCCUCUGGACCUCUCAUGGAGGGUUGGUUGAAGGGAUAGACUGUGGUGGUGGUGGUGGUGGUGAUGCUGGCCAGGUACUUGCAAGAAGUGAGGGAAGCAUGGCUUCUGCUUUAAUCACAUUCUGAGCUUUUUCUGACAAUGUGGCUAGAGAUGGCAAAUAAGAGAAGCUGCUGGAUCCUCAGUUCUGUUUGCCUGUAAAGGGUUGGGGUAUUUACCUAUUAAAUGUGUUACCUUCUAUGUUCCAUUCCAGAGCCAAAGCCACAGCACCUGGGUUUUGCUUUUGGCUUAAUUUUCUCCCCCACUUCAGUUAAAGACACUGAGUUUUUCUAGUCUAGUAAGAUAACUGAUAAUACACUAUUUGGACACCUCUUAAGAUAUUGCAACCACCUUUUGCAUGAUGGUUCCUGAGUUCAAUGAAUUGGUUUUCAGCUGUGUUUGGAUACAAUUGGAUGCUAUUUUGAAUCAAAGUGGCAGACUGAUUUCAAAACUGCACUGGUUCCCCCCCCCCCUUAGAAUACAUAAGCAUUGGAAAGUAAAAGGCUGCUAGUUUAAAAUAAUGUAAAGAAAUACUGCUGAUGGCAGAAGUCUCUUGAGUGAUAGUACUUUAAUACUUCCCUUUAAAUUCCUUAGGUGGCAUGCAGGAUUAUAACUACUUGUGGGCCAAUUGCUUUGAAGUCACCUUUGAGCUUUCCUGCUGUAAAUACCCACCAGCUUCGCAGCUUGAGAAGGAAUGGGAGAAUAACCGGGAAUCUCUUCUCACCUUCAUUGAAAAAGUAAGACAUUGUUUUGGCCCUUUUGCAGGCUGUUUGAAAUGUGAAAUGCUUCCAUCUGUCUCAUGGACAUGUACUUGUGUUGAAAGGUGAUGACCUCAUUCACAGGCAUUGGGGUUUCAUUUCCUGUAAGUGUUGAGUGUGCCUCAGUUGCACCCUAGGCCAAUCAGACAAAGCUCACAAAAUGUGAUAUGACUGAUACCUACAUUUUCUGGAAACAACUGAAUACAUGUUUGUCCUGAUUGGGUUUUUUUCUCAGUCGGAUUAGUAGGUCUCUGCCAUGGGUAUAAUAUUCUUUAUUUUAUUUAUCUUAUUUUAUUUUAUUGGUUUGUUUCAUUUAAAUACAUCUGCUGGGGUUUUUUGUUUUUGUUUUGGCUAUUUUUAUUAAACUUCACCCUUGAGAGACUUCUGUGGAAAGCGAUUUAAAAAAUCAAUAACGAUAAUAACAAAUGAAACAAGCAGAUACUAGGAGUUGUCUCCAAUUAAUUUCUACUCAGAGGAGACCCACUGAAGUUAUUAAACUUAAGCUAGUCAUAGCCAUUAAUUUCAACGGGUCUGCUCCAAACAGGACCAACAUUGAAUACAACCCAUAUUUAUGACCAAGCAACAGUCAGGAAAUAUCUCUGAUGCAUGUUUUAUUUUGUUUCUAAUCAUUUUCUUUCACCCUAAACAAGAGGUGUGUCCAUUAAGCUAAUGUUGCCUGCCCUCUUUUUGCCCUCAGAAUUGUGGCAUUGGUUCAGUAUAAACCUUCCUGUUGAUGGUUGUUGCUGUAGAUGUGGUUUGAAAGGCUUCUUCUGUGUGUGGUGUGGUGUUUUCAAGACAGAGAGAGCAUUCUAGUCAAACAGCAUCCAUUUUGAGACAGGCCUCUAAGCAAAAGCAAUUGCAACUAAAAAAAGUAAGACACCUUUCCCCUAAAGUGGCGACUGGGUGUCUCCAUCUGCAGUUGCCUUUUGCAAGCCUGAUAAAAAGAGCACAAGUUGUCUUUUGCUGCUGUUUUACAGAAUUAUGUCACAGGAUUGAAUGGCACUCUCUGUUCUAUUAUAGUGGAAGUGUAUGGGGGACAAAUGCAGCCUCUUUUUUCCCUACAGAUAAAGGAAUGGGAAAUGCAAGCAUAGUUACACUAAUCUGCAGCAGCAUCUCACAUUUCAGACAGAUCUAAAUGCUGAUAGCCGAUACUCUUUUUUGUCUUGUCUACUUAAUAUUCUGUAACUCAGAUAAUAAAAAGUGAUUCAGAAAAGCAUAAAUGCACUUUCAAGUAACACACAAAUAUGCCAGUCUCUAAUUCUGUUUGUGCAUUGGAGGUGCAGUUUUUAUAUAUUGGUGGAAAAGGCUGUAUUAUGUGUGUCAUUGUUUGCCUAUGAAUUUAAUAGCACUAUGUACCUUUCAUAGUGAACUCUAAGCAUGAAAUGAGAAGUUUUAUAGAGUAAAAAAAACAGCAACAACUAUGGUGAUGAGUCAAAGAAUCAUAUUGCUCUUCAAUGAUGUGCCUGUCUUUUGAUCUAUUUCAUGUUUAAUCUGUGCAGGUUCACAUUGGAAUCAAAGGGUUUGUGAGGGAUUUGGUGACUGGGGCUGGCUUGGAAAAUGCAACUAUUGCUGUGGCUGGGAUUGAUCACAACAUCACAACUGACUGGUUUGGUGACUAUCACAGACUGCUGGUGCCUGGGACCUACAACAUCACAGCUGCUGUCAUGGGGUAAAGUCUCUGAUGCUGGCAAAGACACUGUGCUGCUGUCUCUUGCACUUGGCAAGGCCGCUCCUAGUUGGAAGCUCCUUCCCUGAAACAGUAGAAGCCAUUCUUGCUGCCUUGUCUCGUAUCACCCUGAACCGUUUGCUCAUAUUGCUUUAUGCAAACAGAAGCAAGAGGCAGGCCAAGUCCAAGGGCAAGGAAGGGCUCAUUGAGUUCCCAUGAGAAUUAAGCACCCUUCCUACCCUUAACUGUGCUUUGUAGAUAAGGUGGAGAGACCUCUACGGUGACAAGCCGUUUUGGCUCAGCAAACAGAAUUGGGUUUUGACAUGGGGACCCUGGGAUUGGAUACAGAAAUUAAGUAGGUGGCCUUGUGAUCUUUCAGCUUCAGUUUUCCAUUUGUGAAAUGGGAAUAAUCAUGAAGAUGAAGUGGACUUUCUAUUAAAAACCACAUUUUACCAAGUAUUGAAUGACAACAAUUCUGUUCAUAUUUACCCAAGAGUUAGUUCCACUGUAUCCCGUGGGACUCUCUUCAUAGCAGUUGUAUGUAGAUACAGCCUGAAUGUUGUAAUAUGUCUUCCUCCAGGUGCUGAUGGCCUUGAUUUCUGAACUGAAAGGUUUUUCCUGGGAGGGGGUCCUCAGGAUUGUUUUCAGGAAGUUUCUAAUCUUCAUGCUGUCUGAUCAUAAUCAGAGUUUUAGUUAGCCCUUCCUAGGUGAGGCCAAGCAGAUUGAAAGUUCUUGUAUCCAUUUCUUUUGCAGCUACCUGCCAGUCACCAAAGUGAACGUAGAAGUCAAGGAAGGGAAUGCAACUGUUGUGGACUUCUCUUUGCAACCUUCAAUAGCAGUGCCGGCCUCUGACCCAACCCAGGAUGUGCCACUAGCCACCACAGAGUCUGUUACCAACACCACCAACACCACUGAUGCAAAUAGGACAACUUCCUUCCACCAAGCGAUCCAACCAGAGGAAUUCCGCCAUCAUCAUUUCCCUGACAUGGAGAUCUUCCUGAGGAAAUAUGCCACCGAGUACCCAAAUAUUGCUCGCCUCUACUCAGUUGGCAAGUCGGUGAAGCAGCUGGAAUUGUAUGUCAUGGAAAUAUCUGACAACCCAGGCAUCCACGAAGCAGGUAAUUUAGCCUAUGGCUCUCUUGCUUCUAUGAAUGUGUUUCCCAGGGCUGUGGUGCUGUGGUCUAAAUGACUGAGCCUCUUGGACUUGCUGAUCAGAAGAUCAGCGGUUUGAAUCCCCGUGACAGAGUGAGCUCCUGUUGCUCUGUCCCAGCUCCUGCCAACCUAGCAGUUUGAAAGCAUGCCUGUGCAAGUAGAUAAACAGGUACCGCUGCGGCGGGAAGGUAAACGGUGUUUUUUGCGCUCUGGCACUUGUCACAGUCGUCCAUGUGCCAGUAGCGGUUUAGUCAUGCUGGCCACAUGACCCAGAAAACUGUCUGUGGACAAACGCAGGUUCCCUUGGCCUGAAAGUGAGAUGAGCGCCGCAACCCCAUAGUCACCUUUGACUGGACUUAACCAUCCAGGGGUCCUAAAAAAAUAUUGGUGUGCUUCAAUAGAAACUUUGGAGCAAAAAAGAUACCAUUGUCUUUGAUAUUCCUCCAAGGGUGCAGGCACUAGAGCACCGCAGAGGCAGCACUGACACUCCAAUCUCUGAAGGUAUAAGAGAAAGCAUUUAACUGAGCUGGGUUUGUGUACAGCUGGCUGAAGCCGCCUUGUUCCUGUGGCUCCUCCUAUCCAGGUAGCAUUCUGCAGGUAGCAUCUCUAAAGAUGUAGUGCUUUCUUCCAGUGAGCUCAGCAGAAUAUGAUUACCUGCCUUAUUCUGAGUCAAGCCAUUGGUCUAUCUAAUUCUGUGUUGUCUACACUCACUGACUGUGGCUCUCCAGGAUUUCAGGCAAGGAUUCUUUUCCAGCCUGACCUGGAGGUGCAGUUGUGGAUUGAACUGGGGACUUUCUGCUUGCAAAUAAACAAUCUCCUUGCAAAAAAAGGAGCCUCUUAGUAUCAGAUACCUUGUCCUGGGCUCCACAGGAAGCUGUUGUUGCUGGUUUUGCAGAAUACUGGUACUUCAGAUAUCUUUUGUUCUUCCCAUUUCCUUUUUAUCUUAAAACCUCAGGAGAUCUUUCUCUGUCUCUCUCUUAAUACAGUGCAGUACUGAAAUGGUUAAUUGCAAGUGGGGAAAUUAGCCUCAUUAACUAGUCAACUGCCAGCUACUGGUUCUCUUUCUGCCUUUUUAAGAUUUUGGAGAUGGGCUAUCAAAAUAUUUAUUGUCAAGUCCUAAUUCUCUGGAACAUGCUAUGCAAGUCAAAACUUGUCAGGAAGCUCUUUUUUGUAAUAAGAAUUUGUAACAGAGACUUCUUCAGUUAAAUAAUGACAGGGGAGGGGGAUUGUAAUUUAGAGACUGAGCUUGAUUUAUAGAUUGAUUUUUUUUUUGUUCUACAGCUUUAGAUUUUAUUGGGACUCCUUUGGGAUUCUUGAGUUCUGUUUCCUAAAUGCAAGUUCUAUUAUAACUUCUGUUGAAUAUAACUAGCCCAUUAUUUUUGCUUAAAUGAUGGCUACACUGGGUUUGAUUCUCCUUGUUAUUUCAGAAAUGAUAGUCCAGAAUUACUUAUCAUUUUAAGUGUAUAUGUUUGGGUAAGAAUAUACAAGACGGUUCAAGAAAUAAAUAGCUUAUAAAUAUGAUGUAUGUAGGUAUGUAUGUUUUUAAAAGAUAACUUUGGAUAAAAUCCAAUGUUUGGCGUACUUGGAGCAAACCCAUUUAAAUCAAUUGACUUAAGUAAUGACCAUUCUUUAUAAUGGAGCUACUCUGAGCAUGACUAACAUUGGAUAUCCCCCCUUACGUUUUGGCCAUUUGAUAUUUUCAUGGUUUUUUACAGUUGUCUGUCUCCCCUCUCCAUCAUUGUGACAAUGUUCUCACUGAUUAUUCAGUUGCUGCUAUUUACACUUCUACUUCCCCAGGAAAGAUGUAAAAUGUGUCUGGAUGGUGUGUUUGAAUUUUACAAUGAUUCUCCUUGAGACUUUCCAAGUUAUUGUUACUGUGAUCAUUCAAAGAAAUUCAAAGAAAAGCAAAUUAUGACACAUAGGAAGUAAGAAUGCUUGCAUCCAUUUUUUUGGUUCUGUAUCGUGGCUUCAACUAAUUUACUGUAGUACCAAAGGAAUUCCUUUACUGCCAAGGAAGGGGCUGGUUGAGGCUAUAUUAUUACUUCCUUUUUUUGCUGCUUGCACAUUUUUCCCUGUGUGUGUGUGUUCACAUUCCUUGAAUCUGCAAUACUUGAAUAGUCCAGUAAAUGUAAGACUGACCUUUAAAAUUACUUGAGACUUGCAAAAAACACAAUGCCCAGCUAAAGACAUAAUGGGUCAUUUCUUCCCCAGUUGUUGGAAAUGGCUGGAAAGUCAACAGUUGACUGACACGGUCAUAUCUUUGCUCCUGUGGGGUCGAAGUGUGUCUCCUUUUUUUCCUAAGUUAGCUUUUUUUUAACAUUUAAUAGGGCAAUGUGUACAUCUUACCAGCACAAUAAUAAUGAAAACUACAAAAGGAAAACACAACCCUCUAACAGUUGUGAAGGGGUGAUUAACUUGUGGUCUUCCAGAUGGUGUUGGACUCCAAACUCCCAGCAGCCCCGGACUUCCGGGGUGGUGCCAUCGGUAAUGGCGGAUUCCCUCUGACUCGGAGGGGACUGGCUCUGCGGAAAUCGGGUCUGCACCGCUACGGCGAAGCGGGGACCCUUCAAAAAUCACAGGCGGGUGAAGCCUGUGACCGUGGGACUCGGCGGGCACCUUUUGCGCCCCCCCCCAACUUGCAAAGGAGCCCGAUUACGGGUUCCGGAGCGGAGCGGGGAAGUGGCGCGGUGCUGUGAGUCAACUGCUUCUUCCGUGGAGCGAAGCCGCACAGCCGUUACCGGAGAGCGCUGCCUUUUUCCUGGGACAAUUUGGCUACAAAACAACGAUCUGUGAGUAGGCUAAUUUUGGAAAUAAAGGAACAAAGAAGUAAUUUGGCAUCGAAGCGGAGAGGCAUAAACAGGAAGUCUGCCUUCCGUUUUUUGUAAAUAGAGUAAAGCAAUGAACUUGUAAGCGGAAACCUUGAAAGACGUUGGAAAAGGAUUAUAAUUCUAACAUCAACUAAGCGAUUUCCCCCCCCUUGAUUGCAGGGGAGGAGGGGGGAAAGGUCUGAACUGUAUUUCCCUGCAAAAAGAGAGAAAAGGAAGCUAAAAUCCACCGCUUAGAACCUGGGAACGGAUUGCCAGUGAACAAUAAGAAUGCCGUACUGUGAAAUGCGCUGUUGCUGAAAGUACUCUUUGACAGUUAACUCUGCAAGUGAGAUACAACUAAGAUACAAUAUUUCUGGCUGGCUUCUCCUGGUUUUAAAGUAACUGAAAAUAAUUGAGAUUGAAACUGUCGUCUUUUGUGAAUUGGGGGGCUAAAGGAAAAAAGGUUAAUUACUUUAAGACAAUAAUUUCUGACUGCUACUGUGUCCCCCUAGAGGAAGUUUGAAAUUGUUACAAUAGCAGCUGGGCCAGGGGAAUUUUCCACUUCAAAACAAAUUCUGAUUGUGAGAUUGACCUUGGGCCUUAUCUAGAGUGUUAUGGCAGAUGGAAAGGAGAAAAUAGAUUUGCUACAGGAAAAACAACGAGGUCUGGCAGAUUAUUUCGUACAGACGGUGGGUUGCAGCGAAGAGCAUCGACAUCUGGUCCUUCUGGUCCUUCUGGAUUACCAACAGGAGCCGCAUCGGCACAACCUAAACCCAAAGGAAUGGCAUCUGAAGAUGCUUUGGCUCAGGCACUAGGUAAAAUUAACGAAUCUUUGGAAAGAAUAAGUAAACAAGUAGCUGAAGCAUCGGGCAAAAUUGAUCAAAAUACCACAAGUAUUAAUAAUUUGGGACAGAAGGUAAAUACCAACACAGAAACCAUUCAGAAAUUACUACAGGAAUCUACCUCGACACGAAAGACAGCUGAAGAGGCAAAGGAAAUAGCAACUGCUGUAGAAGAGAAGAUACCACCGAUACACAAACAACUUGAAGACCACAGGUCAAUAUUGUCUAUGAUUGAGUUGAAGGAGAAACAAACGAAUUUGAGGAUCAGGGCCGUACCUGAACUUGAGAAAGACAAUCUGACUGAUUUUCUUAUGCAGGAAUUUGCAGACUUUUGGGACCUAGAUUUGGAGAAGGAAGGUUUCAAGAUAGUGAGUGCUUUUAGGCUUGGAAGAGGAGGGAGGAAGAACAGGGUGAGAGACUGUUUGAUCACCCUCCGAACAAAAGAGGAGAGAGACAAAAUCUUGAGUCUGCAUAUCCAGAAGACUUUGGAAAUUCAUCAGUCAAAAGUAGAGAUAUUUAAGGACAUUCCGAAAUAUCUUCUGGACCUUAGGUCCAACUAUAGAGAUUUGGUCGCCCUGUUGAGAAGCAACGGAAUCAUUUUUAGGUGGGAAUUCCCCCCAAGGCCUAUCCUUUAGUUACAAAGGGAAGAAGAUAAAAAUAAGAUCAGAGGACGACAAAGAUAGAUUUUGGAGAGACCACGGAGAAGACCUGCAGAAGGAAGCUGCAGAAGAGUUAAGAGCACUAGUAAGUGAAACUUUAGACAUACCAAGAUUACCUCCUGAACUAAAAGACCGCCUGGAGAAGGUGAUACCACCGACAGAUCAGGAACAGGCACUGGGUGCAGUUGGAGGAGAAGCAAAGUAUUACAUCAUGGCUCUGCAACUAUUAAGCUGGAAUUGUAAUGGUCUGAACUCCCCUCAGAAAAGGAAAUCUGUGUUUCAUUUAUUAAAAAAGGAACAAUUGGACUUGAUUUGUCUACAGGAAACACAUGUAACAAGGCUACAUAGGAAAGUAUUGAUUAAUAAAAGACUGGGUCAGGAGUUUAUUUCUUCGGACAAGGUUAAAAAAAGAGGGGUAGUGAUUUAUGCAAAGGAGAGACUAUUACCGAAAUUUAUCUUCAAAGAUAACCAAGGAAGAUUUGUGGCAAUUGAAAUUCAAACACAAGGAGAGAAAUUUUUGAUAGUAGGAGUUUAUGCACCAAAUGAGGGGAAAUCUGAAUUUUUUAAAAAGUUGCAUGAGACCUUGAUGGACUAUUUGGAUUAUAAUGUGAUUUUGAUGGGAGACAUGAAUGGAGUGGUAUCUACACACAUGGAUAAGGCACAAAGACAGGUAGUCACUAAGGACGGCAGAUUACCGAAAACUUUUUUUGAGAUGACAGACAACUUGGACUUAGUUGAUACUUGGAGAACAAAGAAUCCCUUGGCCAGAGAGGGAACCUUCUUCUCUGAAGCCAAACUGACAUGGACAAGAAUUGACCAAAUAUGGGUAACUAGAGGAAUGGCACCAAAGAUAAGAAAAGUGGAAAUCUGCCCAAAAACCUGCUCCGACCAUAAUGCUGUGAAGAUGGAGAUGAAAUUAACACCAACUGGUUCCUUCAGAUGGAGGAUGAAUGACACCUUAUUCAGAGAUGAAGAAGUGUAUAAAAAGGCCCCAAAAAACUUGAGAGACUAUUUUGAGAUAAAUAUGAACACCAAUGUGGAAAAAAGAGUAAUCUGGGACGCUAGCAAAGCUGUUAUGAGAGGGUUCUUGAUACAACAGAAUGCAUUAAAGAAGAGAACUCAAAAUGAGAAGAAGGAUAAAAUUUUGGAGAAAAUAAAAGAAAGUGAAAAGAAAUUGAGAGCAAAACCUAAGUCGCAAGAGAUUUUGAGAGAAAUAAAAUUACAUCAAGUACAAUAUAUGAAAAUGAUGAAUCAGGAGAUAGAAUGGAAAAUCAAACAAAUGAGGCAAAAAACAUUUGAGUCGGCUAAUAAAUGUGGGAAAUUGUUGGCUUGGCAAAUGAAAAAAAGACAAAAAUUAAAUACAGUUACAAAUUUAGAAGUGGAAGGAAGGAAUAUACAGAACCCAGUUGAGAUUAGAAAUUGUUUCCAGAGGUACUUUAAACAAUUAUAUACACAAGGACCACAGAAAGAAAUUGAUUUAGAUCGAUUUCUGAAAACAAAUGGAUUACAAAAAAUCUCUCAGGAAAGUAAAUCAAUGUUGAAUUAUAAAAUAACAGAACAGGAGAUAGAAGGUGCCAUUCAGAAUAUGCAACUAGGUAAAUCUCCAGGACUGGAUGGACUGACCUCUAAAUAUUACAGAUCCUUAAAAGAAUGGUUGGUACAACCUUUGAAGGAAGUCUGUAACGAAAUAAUGGGUGGGAAAAGGGCACCAGAGUCGUGGAAAGAAGCGUAUAUUACACUUGUACCGAAAACAGAGACUGAAAAGACGCAACUUAAGAACUACUGCCCCAUCUCAUUGCUUAAUGUGGAUUAUAAAAUCUUUGCAGACAUUUUGGCUAAAAGACUAAAAAAAGGGUUAAUGGAAGAGAUUCAUAAAGACCAAGCAGGCUUUCUCCCGGGUAGACACUUGUCGGAUAAUGUGAGAAACAUAAUCAACAUCUUAGAAAAAUUAGAAGUGAACAUAAAUACUAAGGCAGUUUUGAUAUUUGUGGACGCGGAGAAAGCUUUUGACAAUAUUUCCUGGAGCUUUAUGAAGAAGAACCUACAGGGGAUGGGGGUAGGCCAAGGCUUUGAAAAUGGUAUAAGUGCAAUUUAUUCAGAACAAAAGGCUAAAUUAAUUGUAAAUAAUGUGGUGACGGAAGAAUUUAAGAUAGAAAAAGGGACACGACAAGGUUGCCCAAUCUCCCCAUUGCUUUUUAUAUCGGUCCUGGAGGUUUUGCUGAAUAUGAUUAGAAGGGACCAGUUGGUUAAAGGUAUACAAGUCGGAGCCAAACAGUACAAAUUGAGAGCAUUUGCAGAUGACUUAGUAUUGACGUUACAGGAGCCAGAAUCUAGUACCAAAAGGGUUUUAGAACUGAUUCAAGAAUUUGGUCAGGUUGCAGGAUUUAAACUGAAUAAGUUAAAAACCAAGGUUUUAGAGAAAAACUUAACACCGAUUGAGAGAGAGAGGUUUCAGAAUGAGACAGGUUUAACAGUGGUUAAGAAAGUGAAAUACCUGGGGAUUAACAUGACAGCAAAAAUGGGAAUUUAUUUAAAGACAAUUAUGAAAAAUGCUGGGCUGAAGUGAAAAAAGAUUUAGAAAUUUGGUCAAAUUUGAAGCUUUCACUGUUGGGCCGUAUUGCUGCGAUAAAAAUGAAUGUAUUGCCUAGAAUGUUGUUUUUGUUUCAAACAUUGCAAAUUGUGGACAGAAUGGACUGUUUCAAGAAGUGGCAGAGAGAUAUUUCUAGAUUUGUCUGGCAGGGCAAGAAGCCUAGAAUAAAAUUUAAAAUACUAACAGAUGCAAAGGAAAGAGGUGGAUUUGCCCUGCCAGACCUUAAACUUUAUUAUGAAUCAGCAGCUUUUUGCUGGUUGAAAGAAUGGCUGCUUCUUGAAAACACAGACAUUUUGGACUUAGAAGGUUUUAACAAUGUAUUUGGAUGGCAUGCAUAUCUGUGGUAUGAUAAGGUCAAAGCACAUAAAGCAUUUAAAAACCAUAUUGUCAGGAAAGCAUUGUUCAAUGUUUGGAUAAGAUAUAAGGACCUAUUGGAAAACAAAACCCCAAGGUGGCUGUCACCGAUGGAAGCGAAAGCUCUGAAAAAGCUCAAUAUGGAGGUAAAAUGGCCGAAAUAUUGGGAAAUUUUGGAAUAAGAUGGAGAUAGACUGAAACUUCAGAGUUUUGAGAAAUUAAAAAACAAAGUGUGAGACUGGCUUCAUUAUUAUCAGAUAAUGGAGGCAUAUAAUUUGGACAAGAAAAUUGGCUUCCAGGUGGAAAAAUCAAAAUUAGAAACAGAACUGCUAGAACCCAAAACUAAGAAUCUGUCAAAGAUGUAUAACUUGCUGUUGAAAUGGAAUACACAGGAUGAAACGGUGAAAUCAGCUAUGAUUAAAUGGGCACAAGACGUUGGACAUAACAUAAUGAUGGCUGACUGGGAACAGUUAUGGACCACAGGUAUGAAGUUUACGGCAUGUAAUGCCUUAAGAGAGAAUAUUAUGAAAAUGAUAUACAGGUGGUACAUGACACCAGUCAAGCUUGCAAAAAUCUAUCACUUGCCCGAUAAAAAUGUUGGAAAUGUAAAGAAACUGAAGGUACAUUCUUUCACCUUUGGUGGACGUGCCCAAGGAUUAAGGCUUUCUGGGAGAUGAUUUAUAAUGAAAUGAAAAGGGUAUUUAAAUAUACCUUUCUGAAGAAACCAGAGGCCUUUCUCCUGGGCAUGGUCGGCCAAAUGGUGCUAAAGAAGGAUAGAACUUUCUUUAUGUAUGCCACAACAGCAGCAAGAAUACUUAUUGCAAAGUAUUGGAAGACACAAGACCUACCCACUCUGGAAGAAUGGCAGAUGAAGGUGAUGGACUACAUGGAAUUGGCCGAAAUGACUGGCAGAAUCCGAGACCAGGGAGAAGAGUCGGUGGAAGAAGACUGGAAGAAAUUUAAAGACUAUGUACAGAAAUAUUGUAAAAUUAAUGAAUGUUAGAAUGAUGUUAGAAUGAAGUUAAGUGGUUUAAGCAGCAAUGCUAUAAAGGUGUAUGUAAAAAUGGACUGUUAACAGGUGAAAAUCCAAAGUUAUAGUGUAUUAAGUUAAAGGACUAAGAGAAAAUAAAGAGGGAAAGAAAUUGCUGAAUUAACUAACUGAAUUGGAAUACAAAAAAGGGAGGUAUGAGGAGGUCAGGGAAGUAAGGAAAUGAAUGUAAGGCAUGGAAAGACUGGUGUAUUUUUAAGUGUGUUUUUUUCUUUUUUUUCCUGUAUUUUGUAUUUUUCUUGUAUUUUUACUUUUGUCUUUUGUUUUUUCUCCUUUUCUUUACUUAUGUAAUUCUUCUUUUUGAAAUCUUAAUAAAUAUCAUUAAAAAAAAAAAAAAAACUCCCAGCAGCCGCAGUCAGCAUUGCCAAUAGGCAAAUAUGGGGCAAGCUGUAGUUCAUCCUAUAAAUAUUCAUUGCUAGAUCAGUACUAGCACCUAUUGACAUUAGCAUCCACUGCCAUAAUCUUCUGGCACAGAAUUGUGUCCAGCCCGAUUCUUUGGGCAGAAGACAUGGCCAAGCAUAGCCCCUCCUUGCCAACAAUAAGGAACUUGAGAUGCGCAAGCCCCAAGAAAUGUGGGGCCACCCCAAAUACUUUUGACAGUCUCUUGCACCCCAAGCAAAUGUAGGACUAGGUGCCAUUCUGUGCCGUCUCACAGAAGGGGCUCCCCUGGAGGUGUAGGUGUUUGACUUACAGUGUCCCAAAGCUUAUUUUGGAUUGUGCAGCCCCUGGUCCUUACCAUUGCACUGGCUGCUAUUGGCAUGAGGAUGCCCUGCUUUGUGGUGUUCUGUGCUGUCUGCUGGUCACUUCCUGUCUGAAGCAUGGGCCCACCAGGGAAGAGACCUCAGCAGAACACAUGGGGCUUCUCAAGACUCUACACGGGAGGUGGCCUGAGCCACUAUUCCAAGUGGUCACCCUUAUUCAGCCUAUGAAGAAAGCCUGUUUUGCUCAAAGCUGGGCAUAGCAACUUUCAAGAUGUGGUUUCUUAUGCUAGCCUGACUGUCUCAAAUUAUUUUGCAAGUAUGUUAAGCAUUUGUGGGUGUGUUUUUUGUUUUUUGUUUUUGCUAUUUUCAUUAGGAUAGAGUUCACCAGAUGCAGUGCAUUAUCCAGGUAGACAAACAACUAAGAGGAGGUUACUUGGUCUAACAUGUUUCUCUCUGCCCUCCCUCACCCUCGCUUUCAUCCAGCUGAACCAGAGUUCAAGUAUAUUGCAAAUAUGCAUGGCAAUGAGGUAGUAGGAAGAGAGCUUCUCCUUAAUCUCAUUGAGUACCUCUGCAAGAACUAUGGCACAGAUCCUGAAGUAACUGACUUGGUCCAAAACACUCGGAUCCACAUCAUGCCAUCCAUGAAUCCUGACGGCUACGAGAAAGCCCAUGAAGGUAGCUGUGUGUUUUCAUAUUGUGCUUUCCACCACUGGUGGCUUUAAGGCAGGGGUCAGUAAACUACGGCCCGUGAGCCGGAUCCAGCCCAAUUGCCCUCAGGAUCCGGCCAGCGGACGUUCUGUGGAUCGGCGAUUCUGUUUGUUUGUUUUCCCCCGUUUUUUCUUUUCCACGGCACCGUCUCCCUCCCUCUCACACACCGUGGCUUCUCCCUGCCCUUCUCCCUGCCCUGCGUAGUGGAGGAAGGGGGCUGGGCUGAACUGGCUGAGCGCCAUUUUGGACAGCGCCUCUCCAGAGCCAGCCAGCCCUUUUGGGCCGCUUGUCCCACCACCGACAGCCUCUGACGCUCACAAGGGCAGGCACAGAAACCACGACUGGCAGAGUGCAGCGCAGCGCCUCUCCAAACCAUGGCUCCUGUGCCUGCCCUUGUGAGUGGCAGAGGCUGGCGGCAGCGGCAGUGGCAGUGGCAGUGGCGCAGCAGGACGAGCGGCCCGAAAGCAGCCCUCGCAAGGGCAGGCACAGGAGCCGUGGUUGGGAGAGGUGCUGCGCUAAUGGCAGCAGCAUAGGUGGGAAGGGGGAGUGGAGGGGCUGGGGGGGAGAGAGAAGCCUUCUCUGCCCCCCGCGCAUGCGAACCAGCCCGCCACAAGGUCUGAGGGAUGUUGAACCGGCCCCCUCCAAAAAAAGUUUGCUGACCCUUGCUUUAAGGGAAGGCAAAGGUAAUCCUCCUGAGAGGCAACAGUUUUCAUUUGUUUUCAUUACCCAGCUUUUACCACAAGGGUCCCACUUCCUUGUUUUUUCUUUUGCCAUGCCAGAAUGCCUGCCUUUGUUUUGUUCAUGGCAUCUUAUCUCCCCAGUCGGUCUUUUAAGGGCAACUUAUUCCAUUCAUCUCCAUUUUAGCAAGAGGACAGUUAUUUGGCAGGGAUCUGAUCCAGGGAUAUUUCAUCAGAUCUUCUGGCAUUUUAACAUGGUCCAAGAGAAUUAUUAUUUCUGGAGCGCCUAGAAAGACCAGGCACUUCACAUAAAACAAAGCUAAGAUGCUUUUUCUGCUUUCAAACAUGCAAUGUGCAAGGAAAGAAGAGUGGAAGGAAAUGGCUGUUCUUGGUGGAGAGGUGGGUUUUUGUAUCAGGCAUUUAAAUAUAUCGGUAGAGGCUGGAGGGAGGUAUCAGGUAGUACAGUGAUAGGAGGCAGCAAGUAAGAACAGGUGCAGUCAGGGACUUGGAGAAUGUAAUCUUGGGUUUAUGAAGAGCAGAGGGACCAGGGACACAAAGAAUAGAAUUGCAGAAGAACCCUGCAAGGUUCUUCUAACCCAGCACCCUGAUCUCAUGUAGGCCAACGAGAUGCCUCUUCUGAGAAGCUCAACAGGCUUUGUUUUCUUUUCUUAGGAGACCGAUUGGGGAUUGUUGGCAGAAACAACAGCAACAACUAUGACCUGAAUCGGAACUUCCCUGAUCAGUUCUUCCAGAUCACUGACCCUCCACAGCCAGAGACAUUAGCUGUCAUGAGCUGGCUGAAGACCUACCCAUUUGUGCUUUCUGCAAACUUGCAUGGAGGUAAGAGAAUCCUGGUCUCUUGUAGGUUGAAGGUAGGGUUAUGCUGCUGAGUACCCUGCAGGCAAAGCUUAAGUAAGCAGCUGUGGAGGUAAACUGGAUCUCAUUGUGCCUGUGGAAGUUCCAUCCCUUCUAAAUUUUUUUUCUCUGACCUCUGGGGUCAUUGCAAGAAAAUUUAGCAAGUGGCUGGAAGGACCUUGAGGAAACUGUGCUUCAAGGUCUGGAACUGGAUCUUGCCAGUGGGCCAGAUAGUUAUCUCCCCCAUCUCCUAUGUGGCCACCCACCUGUCAAUCACCUGAUGUCACAAUGACUUUUCUGCACCAUGUGGGUCUUGCAAGAGUAUUUUGCAAAAGCUCUCCACAAGCCCCUAUCGGGAAGCCCUUUCAAAACGCUAUUUUGCAUUGGGGGUUGCAGACACUGCUAGUAGUGCCUGCAAACUGGCUGAGCCAGGUUUUUAACUUGCCCCACCCACACCUGAUGUCACCUGUGAUGUUGGGUGUAGAGCAGGUGGGCAUGACUUGACCAAAAUGGUGGACCUAAUGAGGCUUGUGGGCCAGAAGCUCACCACCUCUGUUGUAUAGUAAUGGGACUCAUUAUAAAACAUGCUCUCUGCAGCUUUUUGAAAGGAGAUUUUUAACCCAGUUGAUAACUGUACUGGAUUUGAAAUGGGUUUUUUAUACAUGCCAUUAUUUUAUAUAUGUAUUUAUUGUAUUGUGAAGUUGCUUUGAGAUGCUUCUGAGAAAGCAAUUCAUAAAUAAAUGACAAUAGCUUGGUUUUUUUUAAACUUACACCCUUUAUCCCAAGACCUUUCGAGGGGGUCUGUAAAUAGAGACACUCUAGAAGGCUCAGCCCAACCUUGUUAGCCUUCCCCCACCCAAUUUUACUGUAUUGCUAGUAGUUCCCUAGGCUACUUGGCUGCUAUUGCUGUGACCCAAGAUUGAUAUCUUUUUUUAAAAAAAAAUUGUAUUUUGUCUGAUGGCAUUUAGCCGGGAAGUCUGUCCUUGCUCAACUUUUAAGUCACAGCCUGUAGUAAAGUGCCAUCUGCAUUCAGUGUCAAAGCUUCUCAGUAGCUGUUUCAUUUCCUUGUCUUUUGCCAUACUAAGUGACAAGUGAAUGUGACUUGCUGUCUCUUAGACCAAGUGAAUUCCAGUAAGUGGCCUCAGUGUUGCUACACAAUCUUCAUUGUUGCCUGUGUUUACUGAGCUUUGUCCUGUAGUUAAUCCCUGAGACUAGGGACAUAGCAGGCUGGCUUGCUGAUGGAUGGAUUGAUUGGUUAUUUAAUUUCUAUAUCACUUAAUAUACUAAAAAUCUAAGUGGUGUACAAAAAACUGAAGCAACAACAGACAACUUAAACCAAAUAUUAAAAAAAUAUACUGUUACAUAUAAAAAAUGUAAUAUUUGUUCCUUAGCACGUUGGCAAAGCAGCCACCUUGUAAAAAAAACCCUGUUAGGUCCAUAUUUUCCAUAGUUCCUUUAUUUUCUUUCAGGCUCUUUAGUGGUUAACUACCCCUAUGAUGACGACCAACAAGGAGUUGCGACAUAUAGUAGAUCCCCUGAUGAUGCAGUCUUUCAGCAAAUUGCACUUUCCUAUGCCAAGGUAAAAUUUCUCCCAGUGUGUCCUUUUGAGAUCCUGAAAUCAGAUUCUCAGAGCUUUCAGUUCUUAACAUGGAAAGCUGUUUCACGCUUCCUUCCUUCUGUAAACAGAGAUGUUUUCGGUUAUAUGUACAAGAUCAUGGCAGGAAGGUUAGCUCCGUGAAAGACAUAGAGUAAUUCUGUGACGUGAGCAAAAUAAGAUGUCUGUUUUAGAUGGUGGAUAAUGGCACGGUCUGUGGACUGAGCUACAUCUCAUAUCAUCGGCUUGUCCAUUUGGGGGAAGUAAAUACUUUCCCUGAUGGCUUUGGCCAUAGCUCUUGCCAGAUUUCUGUUCUCCUCUCUCUUUGUCCUUUUCUUUCUCUCUUUCGUACACACACAAGUGUCUUGUGGAUUGAGGAUUUAGAACCACUGGUCUGCAGUGGUUGGUGUCCAAUUAAGACUGGGGUGUCUUUGGUUUAAAUCUGCACUCAGCUAUGAUACUUACUGGGGACACAUUCAGCUUAACCUACUUUGCAAGGUGUUUGUAGAAAAAGUGGUGAGAUUGUUUAAACAUUGUAUUCUGCCUCAGCUUCUUGAACAAAAACUAAAGUUAUUACAUUAAUUGCUUAAUCUACUCAAGUAUACAAGUUUGUGAACAGAAGUUGAAAAAUUGUAUAAAUAAAUAGUUUGGACAUGGAUUUUGGGAGGCCUGAAUUCAAAGGCUUAUGUUUAUGUACAGUGAUAAUCAGGUGCAUAUUAAUUGGUGCCAUUAUGUUUGAACUGUCCAUGUCUUCAAAUGCAGCACAGUAACUGGGAAAUAAAAGCACUUGGUUGUAGCCAGUUAGGUCUACUCUAGUAGGAGUUGGCUAGAAACAGCCCAUUAACUCUGGUGCUGUCAGGAAAUCCAGUUUUCACAGGUGGUCAUCCUUUGCUCUUCCAGGAGAACGCACGGAUGUUUGAGGGUCACCCCUGUGCAGACAUGUAUCCUGGCGAGUACUUCCCUCAUGGCAUCACCAAUGGAGCUCAGUGGUAUAAUGUUCCAGGUAAAACUAAGGCACCGUUCAUUCGGGAGUCUGCAAAACCAAUCCUGUCUGCCAUGGCUUGUGGCAUUCCAAUCCACUCUAGGUGGUUUUGCAUUCUAGAGGUGAAGAAAAUCUUGUUUCUGACAAACCAGAUUGAAAUAUAACAAGAAUUAUAUUGAAAUUCUUUUAGUCUAAGGAAAUUGUACAAUGGGCUGCAUCCUCUUCAAAUCUCCCCCCCCCCAAAAAAAAAGUUUAAAACUAGCUAACUUGCUAUAUCUACCUUACACCUGGGCACAAGUGCUGCAGAAAGAAUAACUUGUAUCUUCUUCCAGACAGUGUUUCCCAUCCCCUGCUUGCUCCUCCUACCUUGUGGUUUUACUUUAUUUUUGCAUCUUUUAUACGAAGAGUCAAAAGCACACUGUUCAUUAAAGAACAAUCCUGCUUGCCUUUGUUUAGGCCUCAUGUUAAGCCUGGGCUGUCGUCCUUUGUACUAAUGCAUACCUGCUCAAAAGCAACAUUCCUUAUUUGUUUCACAGGCUCAGGGCAUCAUUCUGGAGUUAGAAUUCCAGCUCUCAAUUCAUUAAGUGACAGAUUUGUUUGUGUGUAUCAUGCUACAAAGGUCCUUGCUAAGCAGAGGCAUUUGAUAGGGCUCUUCUGAUAAAUCAUUGUUCUUCAGGUGGCAUGCAGGACUGGAAUUACUUAAACACCAAUUGCUUUGAAGUGACCAUUGAGCUGGGCUGCAUCAAAUAUCCUCAGGCAGAGGAGUUGCCAAAAUACUGGAAGCAGAACCACAGGUCUCUGCUGCAAUUCAUCAAGCAGGUGAGCUGGUGUGUUGUCUUCACAGCUGUUUGCCUUUUGCUGCCUCAAUCUCUUGUGCCAUGAAUUGUUGGAACAGGCAUGACAGCAUCUUUGUGUACUGUCACAAUGAGAAGGCAAACUCUUUACACAGUGCCCUGUUAAACAGUUCAUUCAAGUAUCAAAUUUGGAUAAAUGAGUAAUCGUAGAAUGACAUUUUGUGGCUUUUCUAGGAGAUUCUUCUAAGACUGAGCACAAGCCCCUUCCAGUAAAGGGUGUGUGUGUGUGUGUGUGUGUGGCCAGGGUUGAACCUUUCUGCAUUAAAAAAUAAAGACACUCAUUUUCCAGUUAGUGUGUGCAUAUAUGUUUUAUAGUAGGCACUAAGCCUUAGGAAUGGGCAGUCUUUGAGGAUGCCUGCAUGAAAAAGAUUUUCCCUUGAAUUUCUUGUAUUCUGAACUUCCAGAAUAGGGCACCUUCUAAACCCAAGGGUGGGGAACCUUUUCUCCUGUUGAAUCUGUGUGUGUAUGUGUGAGUGCCUACCAGCAGUGAGAAGAGCCAGAGGUUGGGGGUGGGUACUCCAUUCUCUUUUUGCCCAGGAUUCAUAUUCAUUCUCUCUCUCUCUCACUCUGCCCAGGUCCACCAAGGUGUCAAAGGGUUUGUGUUGGAUGCCACAGAUGGACGGGGCAUCUUAAAUGCAACCAUCAGUGUUGCGGACAUUGAUCACCCUGUCUCUACCUAUAAGAGUGGAGACUAUUGGCGCCUGUUGACCCAGGGAACAUACAAAAUUACAGCAUCUGCACGAGGGUGAGUCUUUCAACUUUGUAUUUGACAUCUUUUCUUCUUUCGCCUAAAGCAGAAUGCUGCAGCCUGAUUGCUGACAGGAGUAAGGCAUUAUCAGCAUAUAACACCUGUGCUCAGAGAUCUACGCUGGUUGCCGAUUUGCUACCAGGGCAAAUUCAAGGAGCUACUAUUAGGAGUUGGUCCAUGAAAAUACGUUGUGUUGGAAGAAAGUGACAGGUUGUAAAAGGAAGGAUUCACUUUUAACUUGGAAUUGGGGGCUUUCUCCCAAAUAGACUGUGAGCCUGUAGGAUAAAAUGUUCUCUGUAUGGCAUGGUGUUGGAACUCACCCUGAGGCCGUAUGGUGUGAAAUCAGAAAUAAAUACUCUGGGAUCAAUAACUGCUAUUGCUGUUGAUUAAGCUGCUGGGCCAGUGGCUCUUUUCAGCGAACACUAUUUAAUAUUGCUACUCCCUUUAUGAACUUGCUUGACAGUCACUGAGUUAGAGCCGGUAGCACCAUCUGUUGGCCAAGAAGCAAAGCGUAUGUUCACUUCCUGGUCAUGCCCUAAAAACCCUGCUUUAAGAAACCAGGAGAUGCCCAUUCUGUAUGCUGGAGCCCAGAGUUCCUUUGCAGCCACUUUGUUCUUCUUUUUGCCUGAACUGCUGAACAAAACCAGAUUCAUGACUUAAUCCCAGAGCUUCCUGUUGUGGGUGAACCCAGAGACUUAUGUUAAUGGCUUCCAUACAGUCCAUGAUAUGAACCCAACUUUAAACCAUGAUAUGCAACUAUAGCAUUCUGUUCACUGGAUCUGUGGUUGGAAUCAACAGUCUGGCAUGUGCCUGUUUCUUCUUGCACAGACAUUCCUUCAAGAUUCCUAACAUAUAUUAAUUGUUACGCUGAAGUUUAAUAACAUAAUAUUUCUUACUUUUCUCAGUAAUCAAUAUAAAAUAACAACAGCCUACAUCCUAUUGCCACAAGCAGUCAGAAUGUUCAGUUUUGUUGUACGCAAAUUUCCCCCUACCUCCUUUUUUUGUUUUUUUGAAAGGUAUAAUUCAGAAACUAAGACAGUGAAAGUUGGAGGUAAAGGUGCAGUGCAGGUCAACUUUACUUUGACUCGAAAAGACUCCAAAGUAGAGGAGGGAACAGUACCAGAUAUAAAUAUGGUUGGCCUCAACGGCACAGUCACCAAAGAGUUUGAGACCCUGAUUAAAGACCUCUCAGCAGAGAAUGGCUUGGAGCGCCUCCUGCUGUCGUCAUCGGCAGAUGUCCAGCCUCAUCGCUACCGUUCCUACAAUGAACUCUCCGAGUCUCUUAGAGGCCUCAACUUGAACUAUCGGAAGAUCACAAAUCUCUCUAGGUAGGUGGAACUCCUGGGCUAUGGGGAAUUCUGUUUGUUCUGGAGAAGUCACAGCUUUGCUAUAAUAAUGAGUCCUCUUUGUAAUCCUGAACAAGCAUUUGACAAGCUUACUCUGAAUAGGGAGUGACCCUGUGUACAUUUCUGGCUAAACAAAAAACAAAUUUGAACACUGAAUCCAGACAACCCACAUUCUGUCCUGAGAAAUCCCAAACUGUAUUCUGCAAACAGAGCAAAGUUUGUUAAUUUUCUCUGAAUUCUUUAUUAUUUAUUCUGCUUUUGUGAAACAUAGAGGGGACAACAAUCUAUGCAGGGAUCUUAGGCUCCUGAAAAAUCCUGUUUUUGCAGCCUCUGGCUUUUGCACGCAUCAGCCACACACAAGGCUCAAGCUGUUCUUUCCAUUAAAAAGCUAACCAGCUGUACUACUGUUUGUUUGUUUGUUUGUUUGUUUGUUUGUUUGUUUGUUUGUUUCUCAGCUUGGGCCAAAGUGUUGAGUUUCGUCAUAUCUGGUCCCUGGAAAUCUCCAACAAACCCAAAGAAUCUGAGCCAGAGGAGCCAAAGAUCCGUUUUGUGGCUGGCAUCCAUGGCAACGCCCCUGUUGGCACAGAGCUGCUCUUGGCCUUGGCAGAGUUCCUCUGCAUGAACUACAAAAAGAACCUGGCCAUUACCAAGGUAGGCUGUUGCAUGUCCGUCAGCUUGCAGAAGAGCUGGGCCUAUCAGCUUCAGGAUGUCCCUUCCGGGCACUCUGUGGACUAUUAGAGGGGGAUGUGGCUUAACAAAGAAUAUGUCUGAGAAGAACUCUCAGGUUGGGUGAGGGAACCUAUGGUGCUUUAGGUGUUGCUGAACGGUGGUGAUGGGAGCUGCAGUUCAACAACAUCCAGAGGGCCCAAGGAUCCCCACCCCUGCCUCAGGAGAUCCAAAGUGAUGCUGAGGGUAAAGGCUGCUGAGACCGAUUUGUCAGCCUCUACUUCUCAGGUCGGGGACGCGGGUGGCGCUGUGGGUAAAUCCUCAGCGCCUAGGGCUUGCCGAUCGCAUGGUCGGCAGUUCGAAUCCCCGCGACGGGGUGAGCUCCCGUCUACGGUCCCAGCUCCUGCCCACCUAGCAGUUCGAAAGCACCCUUAAGUGCAAGUAGAUAAAUAGGUACCGCUUUAUAGCGGGAAGGUAAACGGCGUUUCCGUGUGCUGCUCUGGUGCCGGUUCGUCAGAGCAGCUUCGUCACACUGGCCACGUGACCUGGAAGUGUCUGCGGACAGCGCUGGCUCCCGGCCUCUAGAGUGAGAUGAGCGCACAACCCUAGAGUCUGUCAAGACUGGCCCGUACGGGCAGGGGUACCUUUACCUUUACCUUUACUUCUCAGGUGGGAAAGACAUGGCUUUUACCUAGUAUAUUGGAGCUAAGAGUACAACACCACGAGACUUCAAUAAAUCUGACCUAUAAUAAUAAUAAUUUAUUAUUUAUACCCCGCCCAUUUGGCUGGGUUUCCCCAGCCACUCUGGGCGACUUACAACAAAAUAUCAAAAUACAGUAAUCCAUCAGACAUUAAAAGCUUCCCUAAACAGGUCUGUCUUCAGACCAAGGGAUAGCCGUGAGAGCAUUCGAAGUGGUCCCAUUCAAGCAGUGACAGGCACUUAUGGGAGGGGCAAACACUGCUUUCAUUUCACUUUUGGAGAUUCCUCAACUUCUCUUCAGUUCUCCCAGACUGUCAAACUGCUGAAAGUUGUGGGAUGUGGAAUAAUGGUGGAGGGCCUCCUGCACUUCCCGCUUCUCCAGUAGAGGCAGUUCUGUGCAAAACAGCCUUGGCUGCUCCUUCCCACCCUAGUCCUGCCACUUAUCCAAGGAAAAGCCAACUUCCCUCUUUCUUCACACCCACCCCCUUUAGAUGGACAGGGUCGGCUGAUGCUUGAUGAUUCUCCCUUACUGUUUCUGUGUGGUUUUUUUAGCUGAUUGACAAUACAAGAAUUGUCAUCGUGCCGUCCCUGAAUCCAGAUGGGCGAGAGAUUGCUCAGGAGAGAGACUGCACUUCAAAGACUGGCCUGACCAACAUCCAUGGCAAAGAUCUGGACACUGAUUUCACAAGUAAAGCACACACCCUCCUCUUCCUGUGCCAAAUCCUUUCAUCCUAACCUGGGGAGGGGUGUCUAAUGGGUUAAAGAGAGCCCUGUUGUGGCACUGUACUAAUUGCCUUUAUCUACGCACUUUGAUGGCUUGCCAUUGAAUAGAAAUGUGAGUGAAUGGUCAGGUGCUUCAGUGCUGUGGCAGCAGCCUUGGCAAAGCUUAUGUACUGUCUGGAGUCACCUGUUACUCACCAGGUUGUUACUGAGUUGUUUGCUUGCCUCAAGUCUUGAGAACCUCUGUGUCUUACUCCAUUAGGCAAUUCCUCUGGGGCAAGAGAACCAGAAACCAAGGCCAUCAUGGACAACCUGAUACUGAAGCAAGACUUCAGCCUCUCUGUUGCCUUGGAUGGAGGAUCUCUGCUUGUCACUUACCCCUAUGACAAGCCUGUGCAGACAGGUAAUGGUUGUGCCAUCCUCUGAGUACUUUGGAAACAACUUGUGGGAUUAUCUUCAAUCUUUUAAAGAGCACUCCAUUCCCUGCUGCUUCUUGAGAGAGUAAACUAGACAUGGAGAACCGGGACCGGGCAUGGGGAAUUUUUGACCAUUCAGAAGUUGCUGAACUACGGCUCCCAUCAUCCCUGGCCAUUGAGAAUGCUUGGCUUCUCAUUGGCUAUUAUAAUGAGACCAUGACAUUUGCUGUCUGCCUCGAGCAGCACAGGCUGAAUCGCACACUUGUUGACUCUCUAACUUCCCUUUUCUUUUUAUAGUGGAGAACAAAGAGACUCUGAGAUAUUUGGCAUCUGUGUAUGCCAACAACCAUCCUACAAUGCAUCUGGGCCAGCCUAGCUGUCCAAACAAGUCAGGUAUGUGCCCAGGGUGCUCUGGACCUUUUGGGGAAGGCUUGUUUCCUACAAAGGGCUUCUGAUUUUAUGUUUCUCUCUUGCAGAUGAGAAUAUUCCUGGAGGAGUGUUGCUUGGGGCUGAAUGGAACAGUCACCUGGGAAGCAUGAAGGUAUUUCACAGUUGUACUACACUUUGGGGAUCUAGUUUCUCUUAGCCAAAUUCAAUCAAAGUUGCCAGUGGUGGUGCUUUGGUCCAGUCCUGUCUCUCUUUCCCGCCACAAACCCUCUUUUUGCAUUUGUUUUUCUCAGGAUUUCAGUCUUUCCUACGGACACUGCCCAGAGAUUACGGUAUACACUGGCUGCUGUUACUUUCCCAGUGCGGGGCAGCUUCCUACUCUCUGGGCAGAGAAUAAGAAAUCUCUUCUCAGCAUGCUAGUGGAGGUGAGUUUGGACUUGAAUGCAUUCAAGCUUUUGUUUGCAAUUGCUCAGAAUGGGCUGGACACCACAUUAGAUUUAAGGAUGGAAUUUCUUGUAGCUGUUUACUGUUGGAUAUUCAUUGUACAUGGAACCGAUAUUAAAAAAUGUAUACACAUAAAUCAUUAAACAGCACAGAGCACUCAUUAAAACGACUGUCUACCCAAGCAAAUAUUAAACAACUGUCAGCGUUAAAGGCUUCAGGAAAAGCCUGAAAAUCCAGAGUGAGGCUGCCAGCAGAAUCUCUGCUAGAAUUGUGAUCCCAAGCAUGGGACCAGUGGCACCCAGUACUGACUUCCAACUGAGGCCAGGCAGACCUCUAUGAAAUGGAGGACAACUAACAGCUCUCCUCUGGGUGAUAUAGUGAGGACCCAGUAAAGGUGUAAUGAAUGAGCUGGGAUUUUGGACAAGGUUUAUGCUGGUUUUAAAUCCUCCUUGGCUCUGAGGUUUGUUGGGUCAUCCUGGGCCCACUGCCUGCCACUCUGCCUGAUAAUGCGUUGCGUUCCCAGUCAUAAGCCUUGAGGGUAAGGCAAUGAGGAAAUGUAACAUCAGGAACAUAUGUCUUGCUUAAUUUUUGUGUGUAUUUUGUUCCGUGGAGGUUUCCUUACUUCAGGGAUGGGGAAUCCUUUUCAAUUCAAGGGCCACAUUCCCCUCAUGGUCAAUAUUAUGGGAGCCACAUGCCAGAGUCAAAAAUGGAUGAAGAAGCAGAUGCAACUCUUUCUUUUGUACAAUUGGCUAUACAUUCCAGCCUUGUAAAGGUUUCUACAAUCCACCCACCUGUGGCUAUCUCUCAGUCCAGGCAAGCAAGAGGGCAGAUAGGCAAAAGCAUUUGCGGAGAGCAGGGAGCAGGACCAGGGAGAGGGAGAGGGGUAUGGCCUGCACAGUCCACAUAGAGAGGCCUGGAGAGCCACAUCCAACCUGCAGACCAGAGGUUUCCCCACCUUCGUCUUAUCCCAUAGAGAAGAGAUUUGUAUCCUUACAGAAAAUGACUUAUUGAUGUACACCUUCUCAGAUUCCUUCCUUUCCUUCCAGGUUCAUAAAGGAGUCUACGGGUUUGUCCGAGACAGGCAUGGACAGCCAGUGUCGAAAGCUCAAAUUGUGCUCAACGAAGGGGUAAAAGUCUACACUAAGGAAGGUGGUUAUUUCCAUGUGCUGCUGGCUCCUGGCUACCAUAAGAUCCAUGCCAUAGCGGAAGGCUAUCAGCAGCAGCAUGUCAAGGUAUGGGAAAAGCACACCACAGCCUUGUUUCAUGAGCCUGGUGGAAGAUGUGAUUGAGGCAGCUUUGGCUUGAGUUGGGAAGAAAUGCAGCAUGAGACCUGAAGGAUUUCUUUGGAAGGCGACCACACAGGAACCUUCUGCGAAUUGGGAGCCAGAGCUGUGUGACAGAAGGCAGAUGAGAAGUCCUGGCUGUAAAGAGGAACUGAGAACAGUGGGGGUUUGGAAAGGGAGACACUGUGUACUUUCAGAAGGUCAAAAGGGAUUUAAGGAUUAGGACACCAAAUUGUGCAGGAACUCUUUGUGCCCAGGAACUCUUUGAGAGGAGUCAUCUCUCUUGUUGUGGGCAAGGAGAUCAUGAGGAAAGGGGGUCUGCCACUGCAAGAGAAACAUGAACUUACCUUCACAUUGAAGGCAAGAAUGUUACAUGUGAACCUCUCAGAGGUUCCCACUCCACCCGAAAGGUAUCCCACCACACUCCAAGCACCUGGGAAUUUGGCUUUCUAACCUAUUUGAGUUUGACAACAUUUGUGUGUUAGGGACUGAGACAGAGUCCCCCCCCCCCAGCCAUUGUGCUUAAAACGUACCCUAAGAUUCUGUCCUUGCCUUCCCCACAAAACGAGUUCAGUGCAGACUUUUUCCUUAUUCCAUAAGAGAGUCCCAAGCCCCUGGCUGCUGGUACAUUCAGAGUGGGGCGUGUUGGCUUCUUUUCUCACUUAACCCUGGACUUGUGCUUUCAUCCACACAAUUGCUGAAAUGUGUACUGCUUCUUUCCAGGUCUUGGUUCGCCAUGAUAUGGCUAGCUUUCUCCAUGUGCAGUUUGACACGGACAACAAGAUCUUUGGCCUUCCAAGGGAGUUGGUGGUUACGGUAGCAGGUGAGAGCCCACAUUACUGUUCCCUCUUGUGUGUUGUGGGGGGAAGUGUCUGUGUCUGAAUGUCUAUUUAGGAGGCCAGGAAGUAAGACAUUUCACCACUUUGGCUCUUUAAAGACUUGAGCCAUUUUCUCUUUCUGUGACCCCUGCAUGCCCCAUGGCUCUUGAAUUUAAGAUGACUUUGCUUGCUAUGAAGAACACCUUCAUAUAUUAAUAUGUGGGAGGUAUUUUCUUACGUAAACAUGCAAAAUGUAAUGUGUGUAAAUGUAACUUAGGUGCAUGAUAAACCCAUGGAGUUACAUGUGUCGUCUUCUGUUAAAGAAGCUUCUGCCCUUGUCCUAAUGUUGAUGUGUGGGUUUUGAUUUCUCUCACACACAACCCCCUUUUUCCAGGUGCUACCAUGACAGCUGUGAUCCUGACAGCCUGCAUCAUCUGGUGUGUGUGUUCCAUCAAGUCCAACCGGCACAAGGACGGCUUCCACCGCUUACGACAGCACCAUGACGACUAUGAGGAUGAGAUCCGCAUGAUGUCCACGGGCUCCAAGAAGUCCUUGCUGAGCCACGAGUUCCAGGAUGAAACGGACACUGAGGAGGAGACACUCUACUCUAGCAAACACUGACCCACCCGGCAGCAGGGAAGUUCCCUGCAGAGACAGAUCCUGCAACACUGAGCAUUUCCCCCUCUCAAGCGAUGGACCCAGAACGUGUGUCCUCCCAAACCUUUGCUCUUGGCUCAUGCCAGUUCCUGGUUUAUGCACAAGGAGGGCACCUCACCCCACCCCACUCUCCAGCUGGCUUCUCUUCUAGUCAGGAGUGCAACUGGAAGCUUGGUUGCUUACAAGCCCACUCCAGGGAGGGGAACGACCAAAUGGUUUUGUGGCGUUGCUAGCACUUCGGCAAUGUUUUCCCUAAGCCCAUCUGAGACUUUUCACUCCAUGCAAUUAUCUGUGGGAAAUUCACUGUAGCUGCCAAGACGUUUGUCUAAACUACUGCUGCUCCAGCAGCAUAUGGAAGUCUCUGGAACCUCUUAAUCUCUUCUGCCUGGGGCAGGGUCAAUGGGUGCAGGGUGUUAGGAAACUGGUCUUUGCUCACUACUUAGAGAAAUUAAGCUCUUCCUUCUGUUAAGAAUGACUUCAGGUUAGGUUAUUUUGGCAGAAGCCUGGUUCAUGGUUACCUUUGACUCCUAGCAAGAGAGGAGCGUUGUAUCAAGAUGCAAGAAACUCUGUCUCUGGUAAGGGGACAGUUCUUUUGAAAAAUAAAAAAUGUGUUUUGGUUGAGUUCUCUCGCACCGAUCCUGCUUCAGAAGUUCUGAUGUUCACUAUUGGACAAUGUAGACUAGCAAGAGUCUAAUGCUAGCUAGAUUGUGAGCCAGAAUUCCUGGCUUGGAUGCCAAAUGGUCCUUCGCAGCUCAUUUUUUUGGAUUCAGGCAGCCUUUGUACAAGCAGCCAGACUAGUGGCUUUCGUGACUGUGUAUCUGUAGUCUAGAAAAAUAUUUCCUCCUAGUAAACCUUAUUAAUAUGCAAUUGCUUUGAAAACUCACCAGGCUACUCCUAACCACAAAAAAACAAGACCAGGGGGUGGGCACCUCCUUCUUGAUCCUUCCUUUUUUGAGCACCAAGUCUGUAACUGCAAAUCUUUUCUUCUGCUGAGAUUAGAUUUUGCUGCUUCUCAAAGUAUCUCCAAAAAGGAGAGAGAAUGUCAGUGGGCCUGUUCUGGAUGGGAAGGCACUACAGUGGUUAUUCCUCAUGUUGCAUGGUACAAGUCUAGUCUCCCCGCCCCCGCUCUUCAGCCACUUGUUUGGAAAUUUCAUUUAUGGACUUUGCAUAUAGUGGGAGUAAAAAGCUGUUGCAAAGCUGACACACAAUUACCACAAGCUUCGGGGAAGGGCUGCAACUCAGUGGUAGAGCAUCCACUUUUCAUAUAGACAGUUUCAGUUUCAAUCUCCAACAGCAUCUCCACAUAGGGCUGGGGAUGUUCCUCCUGCCUGAAACCCUGGAGAGGCACUGCCAGGCAGUGUUGAAGUACUGAGCUAGAUGGACCAAAUGGUCUGGCUUGAUUUAAGGCUGCCUCCUAUUUUUCUGAUGUUUUAUGUUGCACUCUUUGGGCUAGAAAAAUCUCUUAGAAGGUAGACCAGCUCCCUCUUUGUACAUGAUGGAUAUGUGUGUGUCUUUUGUUUCCUUGUUAAACGUCACCAUUUCUUAAGCCUUGUUAGCUUUAUUUGGGGAAGGCAUCAGGGUUAAAAUCCAGUCAGGUGCAUGCUCGCUAGGGGUCAAACCAUGAAGUGGAUGAAUUGCAGCCGAGUGAAGCUGGGCUGUUUUGAGGGUUGGGGAAUGGAAAGGAUUGUGGUGAUUUCUGCAUUGCUGCUGCCAGGCAAGACUGGACAGGCACCACCCAUUUGCAAGUAUUUAUCUGCUGGGUGACGUCCUCUUGCCAAUAUGUAUCUUUGUGUCAUGGGCUCUUACAUCACCUGUGUGGGAAGAUGCAACCUGUCACAGAGUUGGACUAACAAAACUGACCAGUUUUUUUGUUUUUGUUUUAAAGAAAGAUAAUGAAAUCUGUGGGAGGUAAACAAGGCUCAGUCAUUCAUCCUUUGCUAGCUUUCUUAUUGGAACUUGGCUAAAUAUUUCCACCUAUACUGGCUCAGUUUGUUGUGAGAAAUGCUUAUAAGUCACCCUUUGCCAAACUAGUCCCCUUCGCAUGUUUUAGACUACAAUACCCAUCAGCCCUGGUCAGCUUGUCCGAAACCUAUGGAGGGGACCAGCAUGGCAAAGGCUGGUAUAAGUGAUCCACAAGGCCUAAACCAGAUGCUUUUCUCAAACCUCUUAAAACUUGCCAUGAUUGGGAACACAGUGACUGGGAUUGCCACACUUAUUCUAUGGCUUACUGCUAAGUAUACAUACCAUAAUUAUCUGAAACCCCAUGAGAUGAUGCUUUCAGUAUACCCUCUCUAACAGCUAGGGGUAGAAAUACUCUCUAGCCUUUGUUCUCUGUCUGGAUUUGCUCACUGUAAACAGCCCUGUGAUCCUCGGAUGAAGGCCAGUAUAGAAAUUUAAUAAAUAAUAGUAAUUGCAUUCUGUCAAGGCACUCAAGGCUGUUUACAGUUGUAAAAUACUAAACUGAGUAAUAUACAAGACUGCCUCUCAGGCAGACUGAUGUUCCCUUCAGGAUUUGAUGGUAAUAUGCUCCCUGGCCUGGGCUUCCUUAACUUCAGUUUCCCUCCUUCUUAAGUAACUGCAGGGACCAUGAACCCUGGGAUCCCCAACAUGGUGCCUGUGGGCUCAGACAUGUACACACCUAUUUGCACCCACAAAGAUCCCCUCCCCCUCCCAUUUUUAUCCCUUUUAAAAAGUUGAGGUGGUUUGGGGUCUUGCCUGCUUUUCUGUUGUUUGGGGGGGGUGUUAUGUUUUUGCCUCUUUAGGAAACACAGUGACCAGCCUUGCCAGCCUUAUUCCAUGAAAUGGGUAUUGUGUGGUGCCCACAACAGUUUUUUUAUUUUAAUUCCACAUGUGCCCCCCGGGCUUCAAAAGGUUGAAGACAUGAGUUAACACUGUCCCUCUCAUAUCAGCCAGGAUUGGAUUCUAUGAAAUCAAGUUCCUAAGUCUAUAAACAACCUUCCUACCUGUUUUAUCCAUCCCAAAAUACUGUUACAAGAGUCUUCAAUGCUAUCCUAAUCAUCUUCUGCCUUAACUGAUGUUUGGCUUUUAAUAUAUAAUCUUCUGAAGUACAAAUUAUUGAGUGUGGAUUCCAGAUAUCCUUGUUGCCAUAUUAUGGGUCUUGGGUUGGGCCUUCCUAACACAUAUUUAGAGGAUUCUCUCCCUGCCAUUCUUCCUCCUAAACUUCCCAGUUGGCAAUAAGGUGGUAUUUGGGUGGGGCACCAGACCUCUUUGCAGAACUUGUUUGAAAUGUAGAAUCUCAAUGUGGAGGCAAGUUUUGCCUUGAUGAUCACAGGUGGCGGCAUCUGUUUGGUAGCAAUUAUGCAAAGGUGCUUAAAGAACAACAAAAGUGCGUCCUGCUCCUGCUCUGUGCGACACCUUAUGCCUUUGGAGGAUCUGGUGUUUGCUUCUGUGGUGCAGAAGAGUGGUCUGCAACUGCUGCUGGUGUGUAACCCAUCCCUGUCUUAGUCCAUGCACUGUUGUGCCUUCAAAAGCAGUUUGAAAUUAGGGGCUUGACUUGGGAAUGCAAACCAGUGGGUGUGAAUGGGGGGUGGGGUGGCUUGAUGACUCUUCUGUGAGUGUGUGUUGGGUUUUUUAACAUGUACACUGAGCUCUAAUCUGUAUAAAACUAUUUUAUGACGUCUCUUCUUCCUGUGUCUUAUUUGUUUCACCGCUGGUUACAUUCCUUGGUGUAGAUCAGAGUUUAUAUGCAGGGGCAUCUUUUUCCAGAUCAAAUGCAAAAUACACACACAGCUGCCU
Podarcis lilfordi (Lilford's wall lizard) is the source of this 41309-nucleotide messenger RNA. The record is from the annotation of a GenBank genome assembly. NCBI's taxonomy places the organism in Eukaryota, Metazoa, Chordata, Lepidosauria, Squamata, Lacertidae.